This is a messenger RNA of Paramuricea clavata, 3029 nucleotides long. Lineage: Eukaryota; Metazoa; Cnidaria; Anthozoa; Malacalcyonacea; Plexauridae. The record is from the annotation of a GenBank genome assembly.
AUGCAUCUGAUAUCCUUUCCUCUAGACGAACAGAAGUGCAACUUUUCAAUUCAGAGCUGUAAGUAUAGAAUUGAAUUAUUGUCGAAAAAACGCAACGAUUAAUGUCAGCUUUUUAAAUUACCACAACAGCCUGUUUCAUUCCAGAGGAAUCAUCAGGUGGCUGAUUCCUGCACCUGACCAUGAUUCAUCUCGGAUGAAACAGGCUGUUGUGACAACCUUUUGGGGUAACAAAAACUACAUAUCUGCUUUAUCUAUAUGAUAUCGAGCACACUUUAGGAUUUCGUGAACCAAAACACACUCAUUGCAAUCUUCAUACAGUUAUAUCAAAGUAAUCAGUGCAAAACACGCGAAUGAGAAAACGUCGAGUAAUAUAUGGGUUGAUUCUUUGGCAUGCUGUUAUUGGUACCCUCAAACUUUCACAAAUGCAUCGUAACGAACACUUAAAUUAUUAGAAAGACCUUUCGUAAAAUUGUUUUCCCGUUCUCUUCCUGUGGUAUUUAUCUUCAACUUUGAACUGUGGCAUCAUAUAAUUAUGCUCCCUCGUUCACAUGACUCCACAUUUUGACACUCUCAACAUUGCUUGCAUGCAAUUGUUUUAUAUUUGAGGAGACAUGAUACUACUGUUCAAGAAAAAAUGAGUAGGAAUGAAUUGUGUGCUCUUGCACGUGUCGUAUGUUUUCUUUGACACACACGAUCUGGCAACAUGGCAACACAAUCACUGAAAUGUUUGAAAUCGUUCGCGGAGAUGUGGGAGUGCAUACCCUACCUAACAUCAUGUCAUUUCUUGCAUAUCAGGGCAUUUCUAAGAAUUUUUCAGUGGAAGGGGCAUGGAGGAAAACUAAAAAUGGACCUGUUCACCUGCAGUAUACUACACAGGGACCAUGAAGCAAUUGUACAGUAUAUGAAGUAAAUUUGCGGAAAGCUGGUAAUCCUCCUAGGCGGUUGGGGGGAGUAUGGCGGCUAGUUCGUUAUGAAAGCAUUCCCCUAUUCCAUUCAAUGCGAGUAGAAACCUGUUGAUAAAGUACUAUUAAUAAUGCAUUACUCAUGUAAUUAACCUUUAUAUCAUUUUAACUAGAUGGAUUUUCGACGAGGGAUGUUGUGUACAGAUGGAGUUCAAAUGAGACAGAAAAAUCAGUGAGAUUUCCUGAUGGUUUCUCAAUGUCUCAGUUUACAAUGGAAGGUUAUCGAAUAUUUGAAAAGAAUAGUUCCUACGAAACAGGUUUGUAUGCUGUAAAUUAAAAGAAAUAAUUGUGUACCCGCCAAUUAAACGACAUCCGGUUCAAUAGGUAGUUCGACCAUGUCGCCUUGUUGGAUGAAUUUUUAAAAGGUCUUUCCUGACAUUAUAAUUGCAUCCAAAAUAGGCGAAAAUAGUGACAAGUUUAUGAGAGACUACUGCUCAUGCAAUCAGGUGAAAAGCUUCACUUUCACCUUAAGAUUUUCCAACCUUGUGGCUAAGAUUAAUAAUUAACUUAGUUAGUUAAAUAUUUGAUAAGUUCAUUUUUAAUUAAUUUCAGGUGAUUAUUCCGGAGUUAUCAUUGAACUCCAUUUGAAACGACGAUUUCUUUAUUACAUCAUUCAGAUGUAUCUGCCUGCUGUGAUGGUAGUCAUGCUUUCGUGGGUGAGUUGAAGUCUAUCCUUCUCGUAAUCAGUAUAUUCUUGGUUUUCACUAUUGCAUUAUGCAGUGAGUUGUCUCGUAAUCAGUAUAUUCUUGGGUUUCACUAAUACAUAAAACGAAUAAUCGAUUCACUCUGAUAACUAUGUUUUGUUUUAGAGUUGCCCCCCCCCCCCUGUCACUUCUGUGACGUCAUAUGAAACCCAAAAAUUGCAGAUUUGCAUGACGUGUUAGCACACCAAAAGAUUUUCAAUCAUUUGGUUUUCUCCCUACCCAGCCCAUCUUCUGUUUAAUACUAAAGGUCACCAAGCAUGUUGGUGGGUACAGUAGAUUUGUUAGUAAGUUGACAAGGUUAUCGAAAAGCAUGAAAAAUAUGAAAUAGCUACAUGGGCGAAAAUACAAAAAAAAUGACGACCACCCAUUUAACUUGGACUAUCUGCACACGGUAACGUUUUCGAGCGUUUUCAUUUGUGUUUUCACGCCAUUUACGACAGAAGCUGUGGUUUAUUUAAUAUAUUGGAGAUAUUUUCUUUUGGACCGUGAGAACAGGGCGUAUCAAAACGAUUAAAGGGACAAAAAGUUUUUGAAAACGCUGGGAAACGACGCCCGUGUGCACAUAGCCUUAGAACCUUGUCCAGCUGAACGUUCGGGCAAUUUGGCAAUUUAAUAACAUUUAUAUUUCGUAUUUCAGGUUUCCUUCUGGGUAGAUAGUGAUUCAGUACCAGCUCGUGUUGCGCUGGGCAUUACAACUGUCUUAGCCAUGACAACACUCAUGUUUGGAGUACAAUCUGCCCUACCAAAGGUUCCUUACAUGAAAGCUGUUGAUUUGUUCCUGGCGUUCUCUUUUGUUUGUGUAUUUGCAGCUCUCGUUGAGUUUGCUGCUGUUAAUUACUACGUUACAAACGCGCAAAAGAUUAUCUUACAAAAGAAGAGAGAAAGGAGAAAAGUGCUUAGAGAAAAGUGCAAAAGGGUGAGCGUUAUCCAUUUUAUUCAUUUUAGAUUUAUUUUAUUUCACAAGAUUUUUCUUGCAGUUUAUUACCAAAACAAGUGCAUAAAUUGCGUUUGUCUGCUUUAGAACCCUAAAUUUCAAACUAUUGGUCAACUGGUAUUGGGAAUGCAUACUGACGAAGAGGACAUGGCGGCCCUGGGAAUGAGUCCAGGAGAUUUAGGAGGUAGUGCGCCUGCGAGUACGUACAGCGGUUCACCAGAUACCAGUCCACACAAUGAAGAUCAAACAGCUGAACAACUUCUUCAAGAAGACGCAGGUCCUGCCAAUUAUGAAAAGGAAAUCAAGUUACUGAUGAAGAAAGUUUCUGCCAAUGCCAUCGACUAUCAUUCACGCACUGUAUUUCCUGUCUGCUUUGCAGUGUUCAAUAUCGUCUACUGGUUUUACUAUUUAUACUUGGAUAAACAUUGA